UCGAGCUUCAUAAAGGCACCUCGGGUCAGCGCCCGGCCUCGUAGGUUACUGCUGGUCCACUCAUCGCUCCCCACCAUGAUCCCGUACCUGCUCGUCUCCGCUCUUCUUUUCGGUGCUGUGGAGUCACAAACAGCCAACGUGACGGAGGAAGAGUUGAGGAGAAUUGAAGGGAACCAAACCUUCAGCGAGUCCACCACUAACAACAGUACAAUGAAAACCGGAAAUGUGACAUUCAGUUUGCACGAAGAUGACAAGAGUCACAUUGAGGAUGAACUACAAAACAACCAGACAUCUACUGUUAUCACAGAGGAUGAUGAGAAUUUCCAGGAUCAAGAUAUUCUGUUGCCGGCCGGACACUGUCAUCAGGGCCUGCUGGUGCAGCACAUUAACAUCAUUUGUGGUGCAGCUUUUGAAACAGAAAUGCUCUCUAUCAGCACGGAAAAGUGGUGUGUCCUGAAAGAUAUCAUCAGACCGUACAACGACAUGACCUUAUGCUUGGAGAAGCUGUCUAAAUUCUUCAGCUGCUAUUACCCGAACACCAACAUUCAGGACUUCUUCCUCCACAUCCACUCUCACUACUUCCACAACUGCUCCAGGAAGGAGCCUCUGCUCGUGGAUGCACCUCACGGGCUGGUGAUCGCCCUCACGCUCGUCCCUGUGAGCCUCAUCCCCGUACUGGUUUAUCUGGUGGUUUGGAAAAGUAAAGGGCAAGCCUGAGUUAGACCUCCACCACCUCCACGAUAACCCUCAACUCACAUCACACGUUAUAUCUGAGAACGAGCUGCAGAAGCUCCGCUGGUCUGUGAAGGCUCCCGUCAGGCUUUUCUUUUCGGAGCUGCUUUGUGGUGUUGAAACAGCCUUUCAUGUCGAAGCAUUAAGAUUUCCCUUCAGUGGAUUUAAAGGAUGUGAACACCCUCAAACACUAAAAAUCACACCUUUAACAAAUCACCUCACAGACACACCUGUAAAUGUAAGUGUGUGAUAAUUAUUAUUUUAAAUAUGUGUGUGUGUUGAUUUCACAAAAUGCAGCAUGUGACUCUGAGGCAGGAUGUUUAUCAGUCUGAUACUUUAGGAGAGGAGUUUGUGCUGAAAAUGUUUUUUCUGUAUUAAUUAUCUUUAAAAAUAACCCUUAAAGGGAAACAUUUGGGAUUUAAUACGUAACCUGACACAUCUGAAUCCUGUGAUACUCCAGAUGUUGAGAUUCUGCAAAUCCAGCCGCCUCUCAAGUAAAAUUAAAUAAUCAUUAUUAUUAUUAUUAUGAUUUUAGAUGUUCUUGUGUUUUUCCCCUAUUUUGGUGAAAUCUCUUUAUGAGCACUUCCAGGUUUUUUUUAAUCUAAACAGAACAAUCCUCUUUUUUAUCUCUUCAUGCAUUAUGAUUUCUGUGUGUUUUAUUAUUAUUUGUGAAAAUAAACUAAAAUGAAAAUGAACUAAACUAGACUGCUCAAACACAAACAAGAGGUAAAGCAACGUGAAACAAUGUGAAAUUUCUCGGAAAGGAUGGCUGCGGUUCCUGCACUGUGAGUGUGUGUGAUGAAACAUUUUUCAGUCCUCUCACCUUCAAAUGGCUGUUCGGGCGUUAAGGCUCGGUGUCAGUGUUAAGGUUAGAGGUCGGAGAGCUCAUCAUGUCAGAGAGAGUCCUCACAAGUCUGUGAAUUCAUGCUGAUCUGCUGUGAUAAAAGCUCUGUGAUGUUGUUGGUUCGUGAUGGGCUGUAAAGGAUGCUGCAGAUAAGAAGAAUCAUUAGCACAGAGUCUCACUGACACCAUCUCUGCUCCUCCUCUGUAUGCACUGCAAUGAGUCGUGAACACACACACACACACACACACACACACACACACACCUCCACCACCCGAUGCCACACACUCCAUCAGCCCUUCAGUUUCCAGUCAACCAAACAUGAUCUCGUUGUCCUGAAUCUAGCUUGGAAGUUAACGCGCUGAUGCACAGCUGAUCAUCAGUAGAUUAUAAGUACCAGAUAAAGACAAAAAAUAAGGAGAACCUACACAUAAAAAAAUAAUAUGUCGUUGCCCUCUGACACACUGAGAACAGGCAGUCUGCAGCUCUUAUACAUUUACCUCGAUGUGCUCCACAGACAGCCGCAGGCUGUUAAAACAAUGAUGUGAUCUGCAUUUCCUUUCUCACACGUAUCGGUGGCAACGUGUUUGUUUGAGCAGAUCUCUGCAGCUUCUCAGACAGACCAUUGUCUCUCUUAUCUUGCAGCCUCUGUCGUCACUGGAUAUCCUGCUGGCGGCAGCAUGUUUGGCCUUUUGCCGCUUCACAAAAUCAAAUAAUCUGAUAAUGAAUAAUGAUGCUGUGGCUUGGUGUUUUUGAGGCAGCUGAAGAAGUUAAGCAUCUUUGAUGAAGUUAUUUGUAUGGUUUUUUUCAGUUGUUUACUUGCAGGACGUCAUUUAAUAAACAUCUAAAGGUU
Messenger RNA from Chelmon rostratus (copperband butterflyfish), 2426 nucleotides. RefSeq names its product receptor activity-modifying protein 3-like. Bases 76 to 717 code for a protein of 213 amino acids. Gene Ontology annotation, biological process: angiogenesis; regulation of G protein-coupled receptor signaling pathway; G protein-coupled receptor signaling pathway. The record is from RefSeq and is a predicted model, not a curated record. Gene Ontology annotation, cellular component: membrane; cell surface; signaling receptor complex. NCBI's taxonomy places the organism in Eukaryota, Metazoa, Chordata, Actinopteri, Chaetodontiformes, Chaetodontidae. The transcript has 5 exons. Gene Ontology annotation, molecular function: coreceptor activity.